CUCGAUUGCCUGUGACGAGUCUAAAGACAAAGGCGAUAUUGAACAAAUAGCGUUGUUCUGCCGGUAUGUAAACUCUGCCGGGCCACAGGAAGAACUGAUUGAGUUGAUACCUCUAAAAGACCAAACACGGGGGGAGGACAUCUGUGAGGCUGUCUUGAAUUGUUUAAGAGCCAAAGGAAUAAAGACCACCCAUCUGGUGUCAAUAGCUACUGAUGGGGCUCCGAAUAUGACGGGAACGCACAAGGGAUUUGUGGCUUUACUGCAGAAGUCGCUGGACAGAAAGCUGCUGACUUUUCACUGCAUCUUGCACCAAGAGGCACUGUGCGCUCAAACAUUUCCUCCGGAAUGCACAGAAGUAAUGGAUGUUGUCAUUCAGAUUGUCAAUAAAAUAAUGGCAAAAAGUUUAAAUCACCGUCAAUUCCGUUUGUUACUGGACGAGAUGGAAAGCGCAUAUUCUGAUCUCCUGCUGCACAACAAAGUCCGGUGGCUGUCCAAAGGGGAGGUGCUGAAACGCUUUGUCGCGUGUCUGGAAGAAGUGAAAACUUUCCUGGGCAGCAAAGGGCUCAACUUUCCUGAGCUGGAACAGCCAGAGUGGCUGGAAAAGCUACACUUCAUGGUAGACAUGACAGCGCAGCUGAACACGCUGAACACAGCUCUUCAGGGGAAAGGACGCACAGCCCUGCACAUGUUGGAGGAUGUCUUGGCAUUCGAGCGCAAGUUGACAGUGCUUGCCAGAGAUUUACAGAAAGGCACUUUGUCUCACUUCCCCAAUUUGAGAGAGUUCAAACAAGGUCACGACAUGAUAAUUUCGGAGUAUUUACAUUCUGCAAUCAUCGCAAUGCAAACAUCGUUUGGGAAACGCUUCUGUGAGUUCAGAGAGGAAAAAAACACAUUAUCCUUCCCGGUCACUCCCUUAAGCAUCGAUCCUUCCCUACUGAAUACGACUGCAUUGGCAGGUGUGAGUCAACCUGAUCUUGAGAUGGAACUGGCCGACAUAGCCGACAAAGACAUAUGGGUGUCCAAGUUUAGACGCUUGACAGCAGACCUUGAAGAUGUUGCCCGUCAGAAGGCCGUUCUUGCUCAGAAUCACAAAUGGAGUGAUAUUGAAAACCUUCCAAAUCCGGACCAACUUGUGUUUGAAACAUGGAAUGCUGUGCCCGACAUUUAUGUAAACAUGAAAAAGUAUGCGCUUGGAGUCCUGUCGAUCUUUGGAUCCACAUAUGUAUGUGAGCAGGUGUUCUCCAACAUGAACUUUAUUAAAAACAAACAUCGCGCACGCCUCACAGAUGACAGCUUGCGAUCCUGUGUAAAGAUGAAGGUGACGUCAUACAGCCCUGAUGUGCAGACGCUGUGCGCUGAGGUCCAGGAGCAGAAAUCCCAUUAACCAAGCUGACAGCUGGCUGAUGUUAUUUUUGGUUUGCUGCUGGUGGAAAAUUUAAGUUCGGCGUUUUUCAUAAAUACAAGAAGGACUCAAAUAGACAUUGAGUAUUUUACUUUAAAGUAACUUUCAACCCAACGUCUUUUUUUCGGAGUUCAAAAUGUUUUUGUUGCAUGCAGAAAUGUAAUUUCGUUUUCUCUGCAGGAGUUCAUCAAUUUCAUAAAUGCAACACAUUAUAGUUUGUUUAUACAUAGCAUAAAGGCAAAAAAAACGUUGUAUGCAGUGUUAUUUCAUUUUAAAUGUCAAACGGGUUUUGCGGCUCCCAGUGUUUUCUUUUCUGUGGGAAACGGGUCCAAGUGGCUCUUUCAGUGGUAAAGGUUGCUGACCCCUGCACUAGGCCAUCAGACUGCUUAAUUCAG
Molecule: messenger RNA, 1797 nt
Organism: Hypanus sabinus (Atlantic stingray)
Lineage: Eukaryota; Metazoa; Chordata; Chondrichthyes; Myliobatiformes; Dasyatidae
Product: general transcription factor II-I repeat domain-containing protein 2A-like
Exons: 2
Coding region: 227-1384 (385 amino acids)
Source: RefSeq, a predicted model, not a curated record